UAUUGUGCUGUGCUGAUAGCGAGUUCCCGUCGUCUGCCAUGCCAACCACCGAAACCAAUUGCCUGAGGGUAUUACACAGGAGAUCUUCUCGAAUCCGACGUGAGCAAUUUGUACCAGUUGUGCUGUAGCACUUGAACCGUUAACAUGUUACGAAUUUUGAGGUGCCGUGAUAACUCAUCCCUUCGGAUGUUUUCCCGAGCUAAACAUACGGGCACAGUGAUAGCGAUUCGUCGCGAAGAUCAAUCAGUAUGGGAGCGACGAGCCUCCUUCAGUCCAGCUGGCGUAAAGAAGCUCAUCAAGCAGGGCGUUAAGGUGAUAGUUCAACCGUCCAAUCGACGAGCCUACCCAAUGCAGGCUUAUCUUAACGCUGGCGCCACUGUCCAAGAAGAUAUCAGCGAAGCUUCCGUCAUCUUUGGCGUUAAGCAGGUCCCCGUGGACGCACUCAUACCACAGAAGACCUACUGCUUCUUCUCGCAUACUAUAAAGGCACAGGAAUCCAAUAUGCCCCUCCUGGAUGCCUGUCUGGAGAAAAAUAUUCGCCUCGUCGACUACGAGAAGUUGAUGGACCGAAAUGGGCAGCGAUUGGUAGCGUUCGGCAAAUACGCCGGAGUAGCUGGUAUGGUUAAUAUUCUACAUGGACUCGGCCUGCGAUUGUUGGCCCUGGGCCACCACACACCUUUCAUGCACGUAGGACCAGCGCAUAACUACCGUAAUUCAUCAAUGGCUCGACAAGCAGUUCGGGAUUGUGGAUAUGAAAUCGCACUUGGCAUGAUGCCCAAAUCAAUUGGACCGUUGACGUUCAUCUUCACCGGAUCUGGAAACGUCUCGCAAGGGGCACAAGAAGUCUUCCAAGAGCUACCCAUUGAGUAUGUACCGCCGGAAAGUUUGCGCAAGGUUUCAGAACAUGGCAGUCAGAACAAGCUAUACGCAUGUGAAGUGAGUCGAUCCGAUCAUCUGGAACGACGCGACGGUGGCGGAUUCGACGCCGUUGAAUACGAUCAGUACCCCGAGCGAUAUAUUUCAACGUUUAGUACAAACAUUGCACCUUACGCCUCAGUUAUCGUGAAUGGCAUCUACUGGGCUGUCGGAGCACCAAAACUUAUUACCAUUCCUGAUGCAAAGAAUCUUCUUAGGCCUGCGAACACUCCAUGGUUACCAACCAGUCGGGGUGCUCCUGCACUACCACAUCGCAUGCUGGCCAUCUGUGAUAUCUCCGCUGAUCCCGGUGGUUCCAUUGAAUUUAUGAACGAGUGCACCACAAUCGAUACGCCAUUCUGUUUGUACGAUGCUGAUCGCAAUAAAGAUCAAAAGAGCUUCAAAGGACCGGGCGUAUUAGUAUGUUCGAUUGAUAAUAUGCCCACUCAACUGCCAAGAGAAUCCACCGACUUCUUCGGAGAUCUGCUGUAUCCGUAUGCUUUGGAUAUAUUGCAAAGUGACGCAUCUAAACCUCUUGAAUCACACAAUUUCUGCCAGCCCGUUGAAGGGGCCAUCAUAUGCAGUAAUGGAAAGCUUACUCCCGGAUAUGAAUACAUCAACGAACUACGCGAAGCCAACUUUCGAUCACGACAUAAAACUGAAGGAUCGUGCGUUGGAAAGAAGCGAGUGUUGGUUCUUGGAGCUGGCUUCGUAUCGGCACCUUUGGUGGAGUACCUUCACCGGGAGUCUAAUGUCAUUAUCAAAGUGGGUUCACAAAUCAAGGAAGAAGCCGACCGGCUAGCUAAUCGCUACCAGGGAAUUGAAUCGGUUUACAUAAACGUUGCAGAUGAGAGUACAAAUUUGCAGAAUUUAUGCGAGGAAAGUGAUGUUGUGGUUUCGUUACUGCCGUAUUCGUUGCACGGGCUGAUUGCGAAACACUGCGUUGCCGGUAGGACUCAUUUGGUGACGGCUAGUUAUUUGAACGACGAUAUCAAGGCACUAGAUGAAAGUGCCAAGGAGGCGGGAGUAACUCUCAUGAACGAAGUUGGCUUGGAUCCCGGCAUCGAUCAUUUGCUGGCCCUGGAAUGCAUACACGAAGUACAAGAAAAGGGUGGAGUAGUCGAAUCCUUCGUGAGCUUCUGUGGUGGGCUACCUGCACCAGAAUACUCAGAUAAUCCCCUGCGAUACAAGUUCUCGUGGUCGCCUCGCGGUGUUCUUCUGAACACACUUUCUGCUGCCAAAUACCUGAGCAAGGGACAAGUGGUAGAAAUCUCCGGAGGUGGUGAUCUAAUGACGGCUCCACGUGAUCUCGACUUCCUGCCCGGAUUCGCACUGGAAGGAUUCCCUAAUCGUGACUCCACCAAGUACCAAGAUUUGUAUGGCCUCCCAGGGGCGCACACUCUCAUUCGAGGAACAAUUCGUUACAAGGGUUUCUCGGACAGUAUCAAACCAAUGCAGCUCCUAGGUCUAAUUGACCCCAAUCCCCAUCCAAUGUUGCACCCGCAUGGACCGGAGAUAACCUGGAGGCAGCUAAUCAUCAACUUACUCGGAAUGCAAGAUGCCGACAUGUUCUACGAAAACUUGAAACACAGGUUGGCCGAACGUGUGGGUAACAUGGAUGGUAUUGAAGAACUUGGAUUACUGGAUGACAACAAAGUGGUUAAAAUGGGAACUCCCUUGGAUACAUUGAGUCAUUAUCUCUCGGGCAAACUUGCUUUUGAGCCAACAGAACGCGACUUGAUUGUUCUCAGGCAUGAUGUGGGUAUUCGUUGGAGCGACGGCCGACGGGAGCAGCGAGGAAUUAACUUCGUAGCAUACGGCCAACCUUCCAUCAAUGGAGGACACUCGGCAAUGGCUGUUACUGUCGGAUUCCCAGCAGCCAUCGCUGCGAAGAUGAUUCUAGAUGGUGAAAUUCAACAACGUGGAGUUGUACUACCGUUCGCCUCGGACAUUUACAGAACUAUGCUGGCGCGAUUGGAAAAUGAAGGAUUGGUUGCAAACACGACGUCAAAGUUCUUAUGAUUUGAACUUUUAGAUAGCCUACAUCUCAGUAUCGAUAAUGAAUUUGAUUUUCUGUUGUUGUAUGGAGCCGGUGCUUCGUAUGAAGUGUGCGAAAAUAUGAAUGUUGUUAUAAAUAAGUUAAGUGAAAACCUUAUAGCGAAUAAAGAAGAUAAAGAGGUACCUAACUGCA
Messenger RNA from Armigeres subalbatus, 3106 nucleotides. It is a transcript of the gene LKRSDH, whose product is annotated as alpha-aminoadipic semialdehyde synthase, mitochondrial. Gene Ontology annotation, cellular component: cytoplasm. The transcript has 6 exons. The record is from RefSeq and is a predicted model, not a curated record. Gene Ontology annotation, molecular function: saccharopine dehydrogenase activity. Lineage: Eukaryota; Metazoa; Arthropoda; Insecta; Diptera; Culicidae. Bases 145 to 2937 code for a protein of 930 amino acids.